Molecule: messenger RNA, 3266 nt
Organism: Lolium perenne
Lineage: Eukaryota; Viridiplantae; Streptophyta; Magnoliopsida; Poales; Poaceae
Source: RefSeq, a predicted model, not a curated record
GGCCUUCUCCGACUGGGCGACGGCCGGCUCUUGUUCCCGGCCCGACGACCAUGUCGAAGAGCCAAGAGCUACAACCUCUUUCCUCGUUGCUCUUGUAGCAAGAAAUGCAUUAAACGACAGCGUGUUUUUUUUGCCACAGGACAUUAGUAGAAAACACAUAUACGGUGCCACUUUGGCUCAAAUUACUAGAAAGUACGUACGCUUAUUUAUUUUUCGUCUUUUCCAUGUCUGGGCCCACACAUCAUUUCUUUUAGGACGAUUUUACCCUCGGGUCGUUUCACCUGGUCUGGUUCGAUCGAACCUUGCCUGGUCGAACGGAACGACCGGAGGCGAAGAACAGCGCCGCUACCUCGCCGUGCCUCCUCCCCCGCGCACCACCCGUUCCUCUGGCCGCUGGGGGAUCUGCCGCCGUCUCUCUGCUCUCAGGAGAAGAGACGGUCGCGUGCCUCCGCGUGUGGCCUACGUUCGCCAACUAUGGUGAAGGGGCCGGGUUAUUAGCUGUAAGGGUAGUAUCAGUAUGUAUUCCACCUAUGUGCCAUAUUGUAGUUGGUUAGGUCUAUAUAAGCCACUACUCCAUAGCACUACUAGUCUCUGACACCCUAGCGCGCCUCGGUCUUCCCUUUGACAACUACAAAUGCACCAACAGACUCAAGGUAGUGGCGUCUCGCACCCCGGUUCGUCGGACCUCUUCUCCUAUCUCUUGCCGAAUAUACAGUUUAUGGUCUGUGUCUACUUUCUUGUUGCACAUGCACACCGUUUUUUUUCGAAUUUUUUGGGGUUCCCCACCUGAAUAUAUUGAAAAAGGGAUAAACGCCAGGUUUUUACAGCAACAAGGUAGAGAGGUACAGAGGAGGGAGGGAGGGAGAAAAAUCACACAGGUUCAGUACAAAGAGAGCUGUGCCAAUCCUCAACGGCGGAGUGUAGGUCAGGGGAAAUCUCCCAUACCAGAGAGGGGCAUCGUCGCGGCACGUUUUCAGCAGCAGCCGUAGCGAGGGGCGGGCAUCGCAAAAAACAGUGGCAUUGCGCUGCUCCCACAGGUGCCAGCAGCAGAGGAGAGCGAACGCCGGCACAUGCACAUGCACAUGCACAAAGUUGUACUAAAUCAACGACAAUUACUCCGUAAUAUGGAUUGGAGGGUAUCUAUUUUCAAGUGGUAGCAGUAGCAUACUAGAGAGAAAGGAUUCUUGCUAUUUUGCAGGUACGUGGUCCGAGACACAGGAAAUCGAGAUGGGGAGUAUCAAGGAACUAUUUUACGAGUGGGAAAUCCAGGUGCUUGUUCUCCUCAGCUUCAUGCUACAAAUGUUCCUCUUCUUCGCUGGCAGCCUUCGGAGGCGUAGCCUCAACUCGUUUCUUAGGUUCCUCACUUGGAUAGCUUAUCUGGGCGCAGACUUAGUAGCAGUUUACACCCUGGGCUACCUCUCACGCCAUGAGGACGCGACCACUGGACUAUCUUUCUUCUGGGCACCAUUUCUUCUCAUCCAUCUUGGUGGACAGGACACCAUUACUGCUUUCGCCAUGGAGGACAACAAGUUGUGGUUGAGGCAUUUAUUGACUCUGUUUAUGCAAGUUGUCCUAGCUUUAUAUGUUUUCUGGAAGUCCAUUGACAAACACGACGUGGAGCUUCUAGUUUCAGAUGUCUUUGUGUUUGCUACUGGAAUUAUCAAGUAUGGAGAAAGGAUAUGGUCUCUCAAGUGUGGGAGCUUUGAAAGCUUCGAGGGUUCCACUGGACAACAGUACAAGCAACAGGUGCCGGGGGAGGUUGCCGAGGAUCCCUAUUCUCACAUUGUGUGCGCUGCCCUGCAUCGUAUGCCACGUGUCUUUCGAAUCUUUACAGCACGAUCAGGUGAUAGUGGUACAACUAUCCAAGAAAACCCAAGCAAUUGGGUGAAGCGGAUGAGGCUCGAGCUUGGCAUGAUGUACGAUGAUCUGUAUACUAAGUCAUGUGUGCUCAGAACAAGGAGUGGCAUCAUAUUGCGAUGCAUCUCUCAGGUAUCUAUUAUGAUUGCCUUGGCGCUCUUCCUCACGAGCGACACACGGAGGUACAGUAGAGCGGACAUUGCAAUCACCUGGUCACUCUUCGUAGGAUGUUUUUUAUUGGAGGUAUGUGCAAUGUUUAUUUUGAUAAUGUCACCAUGGUCCUGGGCGUGGUUGAAGGUGCGAAGGUGCACCCUGCUUGCAAGCUUGUCCUGGUUUCUCUUGUGCAGUGGCAUUGGAUGGCCAGAGAGGAAGCCAUAUCUGAAUUCAAUAGGGCAGUACAACUUCCACAGGUGGUUAGAUGCAAGCAGCAACCAGCCAAGGUCAUAUAGUAGACGAGCGAUGACAACCGUUAUCAAAAGCUUGGUGAAUUUGGUUGGUGUCAAAGAGGAUAAAAUAUUGUUCUGGAUUAGCAGGUUGUUAGACACCGAGCACGUGCAGGCAGAUAAGGAGACGAUGGAGUGUGUUGUUAGGGGAAUUACUGACUUCCAUGCUGAAAUCAGCAGAGUUCCCCGGCAGUGGCCAAAACUUGGCGGCAUAGUGCAAGAGCUACAAGAUAUUCGUGAAGAUUUUGGUGGGAAGGUUGCUUUAGUGCAUUUUAUCACAGAGGCACACUUGAUAAAAUAUCCUCUUCAUCCUCCUUCGGACAUGGAGACGGCCACAGGUACCAGCUGCAGUGUCAUGGUGGAGGUAUGCCGGAAACUAUCUAACUACAUGGCAUACCUUUUGGUUACCCACCCUUCCAUGUUGCCGCUCAAUGACAGCGCUCUAUUUACACUGGAGAAAAUGGUACACUUGUUUCCACAUCUCAUAGAUGAGCAGCAGGAUUCUGAAGGUUACUUCAGCAUCGAGCCAAGCAUGGAAACACUGCAGGAGUUGGUAGACAUAUGGACGAAGCUGAUCAUCUAUGCCGCGGCCAAGUCCCGGCCAGAGAUGCACGCGGCGCACCUGGCCAGAGGAGGGGAGCUUAUCACCUUCGCCUGGCUGUUCUUGAGCCACAACUUUUUGGGAGAUGCUGAGGUGAUCAAGGUGCAGCUUACCAAUGCCAAUCAAAGAGGGACGAUAGCAUACGUCUUCAGAAAUCCUACACCAAGAUAAUAGCAUCAUAUCCAACGCAUCAUAUCCAAUACAAGCCCUGUAGAGUACAAACUCCUCCGUUCUUCAUUCGAUUACUCCUCUUCUGUUCGCGUUUGUGGCUUCAAUAAUUGAUUGAAGUGUGAAGUUUUUAUACAAGCUUCAGUACUAUGUGCUAAAAAAUCAUUAUAAAUGCUUUUAUGCGCCCUAAAACAGAC